Annulohypoxylon maeteangense is the source of this 2257-nucleotide messenger RNA. Its product is annotated as cation efflux protein. Lineage: Eukaryota; Fungi; Ascomycota; Sordariomycetes; Xylariales; Hypoxylaceae. Gene Ontology annotation, biological process: zinc ion transmembrane transport; intracellular zinc ion homeostasis. The transcript has a single exon. Gene Ontology annotation, cellular component: membrane. Bases 334 to 2121 code for a protein of 595 amino acids. The record is from RefSeq and is a predicted model, not a curated record. Gene Ontology annotation, molecular function: zinc ion transmembrane transporter activity.
AAUAAUAGAUAUUGAGCGAAUUGGGCGAAUGCAUGGUUGCAAAUAAAGGAGUCUAAAAAGCCACUGGGCAGUAAUUAGCUUAUUAGUUUAAUUACGUCGUCGUCUGCUUUUCCUCUUUUAUCGCACCAUUAGCGCUGGUCCGAUUUUAGGCCGUCGAUUGAAUUUACAGCCUUAACGACUUAUCGCCACUAAAUUUCAUCUUUUUAUCUUCCCUUUUUCUUUUAUACAUAAUACGCGACCACCUAAAUCCGGUGUCUGUCGUGCACCAGACUCCAUCAGAUCUCAUCGCCGAAUUCCCAUCGAUUGGUCCAGUGCCAUCCGAUAAUCGUCGCGAUGGCUUGGUCCAAAACUACUCGGAUCAGCAUUAUGCUGGCCAUUGAUAUCACUUUCUUUCUAGUGGAACUGAUAUCGGGUUUUAUGGUCCAUUCCCUGGCUUUAAUGGCAGAUGCAUUCCAUAUGCUGAACGACAUCAUCUCGCUAAUUAUUGGUCUGUGGGCUGUUACUGUCGCUCAGAGAGCAACUACCAACAAAUUCUCCUACGGAUGGGUCCGCGCCGAAAUCCUCGGUGCCGCUUUCAACGCCGUCUUCUUGAUCGCCCUAUGCGUCUCUAUCAUCCUCGAAGCAUUGACUCGAUUCAUCGAGCCCCAGGAAGUCUCGAAUCCGAAGCUCAUUCUUAUCGUCGGCUGUUUUGGACUGGCCUCGAACCUUGUUGGGUUCCUGGUUUUGGGAGGACAUGGCCACGACCAUGGAGAUCAUUCGCACGACGACGAGCACGAUCACGAACACGGACACGAGCACGUUCACCAACAUGACAAUAUUGCUGCGGCCGAGGAGGGUAGAGCAACUGCGACGCAAGCAUUGAUAGACGAAACUGGUCCUGUGACGGAUGUUCUGCCCGAGGUUGCCUUAGCGCGAGCUCGAGCCGAAAAUGCUUCCCCCGAGACUGUUCGUCAUAUUCAAUUCAAUCAGCCCGAUAGCGACCAAAAACCACGAGGUACUAGCCGAGGUGCCUUGCCUAGGGGCAGAGAACGUCGGCGCGCGGGUAGUGUUAAGCAUAGCCGCCUUACUAGUAUUGCCGACUUUAGCAUUUAUCCAGCCAGCUUCAGACAGGACAUUAUCGAACAUAGCAGGUCGAGUCGCAACGAUAACGAGACAGAUGACAGCUCUAACGAUGAUAGUUCCAUCGAUUCCCCAAUUCGCGAGGAAUCGGCUAUAGAUGAAACCACGCCCCUUAUCUCGAACGAGCGUGUGUCGGACAAGAGUUCCGCGGACAAGGACAAGCACAUCUGCCGGUCAAGAAGCUCUCAUCAUUACCGUGCUAGACGUGAUUCGGGAACUCAUCUAGAUCACCAUCAUAAUAGGCCUAAGUCAAAGUCGAGGAAAGGUCACAGCCAUGGUCAUAACCACGCCGAUAUGGGCAUGAACGCUAUGGUCCUCCAUGUCUUGGGCGACGCUUUAGGAAAUGUGGGCGUUAUAGUUACGGCCUUGAUUAUUUGGCUUACUGAAUGGUCAGGACGGUAUUACGCCGAUCCUGCCGUCUCAUUGUUUAUCACUCUUAUCAUUCUCAAGUCAGCAAUUCCUCUGACUAAGGCAACGGCAAAAGUGCUCUUGCAGGCCACGCCUGACCAUAUCAACCUCCAGGAUAUCAAGGAAGAUAUCCAAGCUCUCCCAGGAGUGAUUAGCUGCCAUCACGUACAUAUCUGGCAGCUUUCUGACACGAAAGUUGUUGCUUCCUUGCACGUGCAAGUAGCGUUCCCUAUUACAAGCGAAGGAGGAGAGAAAUAUAUGAAGCUUGCUAAGCAGGCACGGAAGUGUCUUCACGCAUACGGCAUUCACAGUGCCACUAUACAGCCAGAGUUCUGUCUAGAAGAUGAUUGUAACCACGUCGAUGAUGGCUCGAUGACGCUAGAUGGACAAACAUCGCCGCGUUAUGGAGGCGACGUGUGCCUGUUGGAGUGUGUAGAUGACUGCGUGGGUCAGGGAUGUUGUGCCCUGCCAUCGCAGGCAGCUUCAAAGGCAGGAUCAAGUCGAAGGUCCAGUCAUUCAACUCCUCAUGAUCAUAGUGGAGAUCAUGGUCACGAUCACGACCACGACCAUGAUCAUGACCAUCACCAUCACUAAAGGGGUUCUGUUCAAAUAUUAAUUGCUGUAUUGGGCAAUGGGUAACGGCGCGUGUGGCAGCUAGAUCGUUCGGGUUCGCGUAUCUCUUUUGUCUCUGAUGCGGGCUUUAAUACUAUUGCGCAGGGCGUUACGGAAA